This is a messenger RNA of Oryzias latipes (Japanese medaka), 2229 nucleotides long. It is a transcript of the gene kcnv1, whose product is annotated as potassium voltage-gated channel modifier subfamily V member 1. NCBI's taxonomy places the organism in Eukaryota, Metazoa, Chordata, Actinopteri, Beloniformes, Adrianichthyidae. Gene Ontology annotation, biological process: protein homooligomerization; potassium ion transmembrane transport; action potential. Gene Ontology annotation, molecular function: protein binding; voltage-gated potassium channel activity. Gene Ontology annotation, cellular component: membrane; voltage-gated potassium channel complex. The record is from RefSeq and is a predicted model, not a curated record.
GUCGGCCGCCUGCAUCCCCCACUAGACGUCCUCCUCAUCAACGUAGGGGGGAGCCACUUCCAGCUGUCCCAGGAGCUGUUGGCGUCUCACCCCGAGACCCGGCUGGGCAAACUGGCCCGCUGCAGUCCAGACUCGGUUCUGGAGCUUUGUGACGAUGCCGACUUCAUGCAGAACGAGUUCUUCUUCGACAGAAACUCCCAAACCUUCCAGUAUGUGGUGAAGUUUUACCGCACAGGUCACCUGCACGUCAUGGAGGAGCUUUGCGAGAUCUCCUUUCUGCAGGAAAUCAAGUACUGGGGUCUAGACGAGCUCUGCAUCCACCCCUGCUGCCGAGAGCGCUACUACCGCCGCAAAGAGCAGAGGCAGUCGCUUGAGGAGCAGCAAGGGUUCGAGCCCAACAACCAGGAUGAGGACUUUGUGGGAGCCGCCUGCCCGGCUCUCCGCCAGCGCCUGUGGGACCUUUUGGAGAAGCCCGAGUCGUCCUGUGCCGCUCGCACCGUGGGGUCACUCUCUAUGUUCUUUGUGGUGCUGUCCGUCCUCAACAUGGUUCUGAUCUCGCUGGACCUGGGGCAGAACUUGGGUGGGUGGGGGCUGGGCGCCCCCUGGCUGCUGGAUGUGCUGGAGUACGUGUGCGUGGUUUAGUUUACGGGGGAGUUGCUGGUGCGCUUCCUGUGCGUCCGGGACAAGUGCCGCUUUGGCCGCAGCAUCCCCAACCUCAUUGACCUGCUGGCCGUCCUGCCCUUCUACGUCACCCUGGCGGUGGAGAGCCUUCACAGGGGCACCACAGAGCUGGAGAACAUGGGCCGGGUGGUGCAGGUGUUCCGCCUCCUGCGCUCACUGCGCAUGCUCAAGCUGGGCCGACACUCCACAGGUCUCCGGUGUCUGGGGAUGACCAUCAUUCAGUGCUACGAGGAGGUUGGCCUCCUGCUACUCUUCCUCUGCGUUGGCAUCUCCAUCUUUGCCACCAUGGUGUUUGCUCUGGAACAUGAUUUUCCUGCCACCACAUUCACCAGCGUGCCGACCGCCUGGUGGUGGGCGACCACCUCCAUGACCACGGUGGGCUACGGGGACAUCCGUCCUGACACCGCGGUGGGAAAGGUGCUUGCCUUCUUCUGCAUCCUGUCUGGCAUCCUGAUUUUGGCGCUGCCUAUCGCCAUCAUCAACGACCGUUUCUCCGCCUGCUACUUCACGCUAAAGAUACGGGAUGCAGCGCUACGUCACGGCGAGAUGUUGAAGAGGUUAGCCCGUGGCUCCGUGGGGGACAGAGGCCUUAAUUUGAGGGACGCCUACACUCACAGCGUCCUGGAGAUGCUGCGGCUGAAGGGCCGCGAGCGCGCCAGCACGCAGAGCAGCGGCGGAGACGAUCUGUGGUGGUAGAACCGUGAGGACCUGUUUGCUGCAUCUGUGGCACUUCUGGUGUUUCAGUGAAGAGGAUUAGACUCCAUCUGACGUUGUUUCAGCGGGAGGACGCCCUCUACACCUGGAUGAGAGCAGAAGCUGGAAUCCUGCAGAGAUCUUCCUCUAACCCUUAGUUAGCUGUUGCCAAUCGGUUCUUUUAUUUCCAGCUGUUUUUGGUUCUUUAUGAUCAAUCUGGGAUUCAGACAGUAUUCCACAGGGCUCAAUCUGUCUGUCUUCCUUCAGGAUCCACCCCUCCGUCAGUCCUUCUUCAAGCUCCACCCCUCUGUCUGUCCUCCUUCAGGCCCCACCCCUCCGUCUGUCCUUCUUCAAGCUCCACCCCUCUGUCUGUCCUCCUUCAGGCCCCACCCCUCCGUCUGUCCUUCUUCAAGCUCCACCCCUCUGUCUGUCCUCCUUCAGGCCCCACCCCUCCGUCUGUCCUUCUUCAAGCUCCACCCCUCUGUCUGUCCUCCUUCAGGCCCCACCCCUCUGUCUGUCCUCCUUCAGGCUCCACCCCUCUGUCUGUCCUCCUUCAGGCUCCACUGCAGCCUUCCAGCCUGGCAGUAGUGAGCUGCUCAAGGGCCUCCGGGACCCUCAGGUUACCACGGAGAUGAUGGUCAGACAGCAGCUGAGGGUCAUCGCUGUGUGGCUCCGCCUCCUUAAAGUCUCAGACUGCACACCUGCCUCAUGGUUCUGAGCCCCUCCCAUCAGAGGGUGGGAAAGUUAGGGUCCAACUGUUUGGUUUUGGGUGGAGGUGGAGAUCAGGGGGGUAUUCCAGAAUCAGGUUAUGCUAGCUCCCACGGUACGUUUGAGGCUAAGGAAGUUGAUAACCUC